This is a messenger RNA of Periophthalmus magnuspinnatus, 2553 nucleotides long. RefSeq names its product WD repeat-containing protein 49-like. The record is from RefSeq and is a predicted model, not a curated record. Bases 1 to 2553 code for a protein of 850 amino acids. Gene Ontology annotation, molecular function: protein binding. NCBI's taxonomy places the organism in Eukaryota, Metazoa, Chordata, Actinopteri, Gobiiformes, Gobiidae. The transcript has 18 exons.
AUGGCGACGAGGAGGGAAGUGGCACAGCUUGAGAGCAGGAUGAGCCCGGAUGACUACAGGAAGCUGCAGAGUCUGUUUGUGGACUCCUGUGGUUCGCCUCGUGCCUUAUCCAGAGCUGAAUUCGUGUCCGGCGCUCUGGCUCUGGUCGGCCGUGGUUCUGAAGAAGACUACUGCUUUCUGUUUGACAGUGUGGCUCUCAGUCAGGAGCACAGCGGACUUCUCCUGGACAUGGACGCGCUGAAAGAGGAAGGGGUCAUAGACUGGCCCGGCCUCUGCUAUUUCCUCUUACUUCAGCUCUCCGAAAAAGCUAAACGCCGCAGCCAACGCGGUAAUGUUCCCCGCUGGAGACCCCCGCGCUCUCUACCCUCCCCACACCGGGACCCCAUCCAGAAGGUGGUGUACGUGCAGAGCUGGGGACUGUACUUGAGUGUGAGCAGAGGAGGGACAGUGGGGAUGUGGGACAGGGACCUAAAGCACUUGUCCCUGGUCCGCACGCUGUCUUUGCACAACAGCACAGUCAGACCUAAACACCUAUGGGUCACCGGCCUGGUACUACUGCACAACCUGGACAAGGUGGCUGUGUCUUUUACCAGUAAGGAGUUGUGCUUCUAUGACAUGAGCUCUAAACCAGAUUUCAACUGCAAGUAUAAGAUACAGGGUUUAAAGUUCACUCCUUGGUGUCUGGACUACUGGGCUGACCCAUCUCUCCUGGACCAGGCAGUGCUCACUGUAGGAGACAUUGGAGGACAGGUCAGUGCACUGUGUUUCACCUCGGCACAGAUCUCCUUGUUUGAGAGCCGCUGGGUGAGAGCAGACUCGUCUGGCGGGGCAUCAGACUUAAUCCUGUGGGACGAGCUUGUGAGAGGAAGGCACCGCUGCUGCUACGUUGUGAGUCACCAGGCCCAUCAGCCCGCAUGGGUCAGGAGAGUGAGUUAUGUCGGAUCACUGGAGGCCUUCUUGUCCUGCUGCACCAGUCCUAGCAGCAGCCUGGUGGUGGCCUGGAGGAAUGACAGCAGCGGACUGAGGCUCACCACAUUUUACACCAAGAGAGGAGUGUGGGACCUGGACUAUCACCAGCAACUCAAGCUCAUAGCCACAGCGGGAAUGGAUCAUCAGGUGCUGCUGUGGAAUCCGUAUGUGACCUCUGAACCAGCGGGGGUUCUCUGUGGGCACGACGGACCUGUCACCGCUGUGUGCUUCAUGCAGAACAAGCAACAACUGCUCAGCUGCUCCAAAGAUGAGGUGUUGUGUCUCUGGGACCUCUCCAGUCAGCAGUGUCUCCAGCGUCUGACUGAGGUGUUCCCAAAGACUCCAGAGGACGCCCAAGCUCUCCUGUUCCUACACGAGGAGAAACAUCUGCUCCUGCUCUGCUUCCACUGCCACCUCCUCCAGCUGCAGACCCAUACAGAGACAGAGAGAAGGACUACCAGCCACCAGAGCUCUGUGACCUGUGUGCUUUACAACAGCCUCUUCAGACAGGUCGUCAGUGGCGACUCGUCCUCCUGCGUGAUCUGCUGGCUGCCUGACACGGGCCAAAAGGUCACGCAGUUCCACCGUUGUCAUGGAAACACCCCCAUUUCCACCAUGGCACUCGAUUGGACACAGACCAGGCUAUUUACCGCGAGCGCCGAUGGAGAGGUCAAAGUUUGGGAUUUCAACGGCCGCUGCCUCCACAGAAUGAACGCAGCUCAGGGUCGCCACGUGCACAUAACGCAAGUCCUGCCCCUGCGGAGGAGUGUUUUGGUCUUUGGUUGGCAAAGGAUGCCGUGCAUAUUUCGCCUGCAGUCUUUCACACAGACAGUAGUGGAGCCGUCGGAGUGGAGAGGAGGGGUCCAACAUGGCGGGGAGGUGGUCUGCGCCGCCUUCCAGACUCCGCAAACUCUGGUCACAGGGAGCUGUAAUGGGGAAAUAACAGUGUGGAACAACAGCACAGAGAAAGUGCUGAGGAGACUGCAGAUAAAUACUGGACCAAACGGGGACAAAACCAAUAAAGCCAGCAAUUGUUUGCUCUACAUACCAGGACGACAGAACACAUCGUCUACAGGUGGUGCAGACUUGGUGUGGUGUGGAGGUUCAGGCACAGUGACGUUCUGGAACACCGCCCACAGUUGUGUUCUGGGGCAAUUCACAGCCCACAGCAGUGACCUGGGGCCCGUCGUAAUGACUGUGAGCCCAUGUGGAGUAUAUUUAGUGACCGCAGACAAGGAGGGGACAGUGAAGACAUGGGACAUACAGAAUUACUGCCUCAGCGCGACCCAGCGAGUGACGAAUGAACCUCCUGAACUUCUGCGUACGUCCCGCCCACACCUGGACCAUGUCACUCACCUGGAGGCAUGUCUCCACGGCGAAAGGCUCCUCCUCCUCUCCGCCUCAUUGGACAGCAGUGUGGCACUCAGUUACCUGCCAGGAGAGCUCAUUGGUUACUUUGGACAGGAGGAGAGCUGGAGUUUAGAAAGAACUGGACUGGAGCAUCCUCUGAGGGGAUUGGAAUGGGACCAGAAAGACAGAAGAGGAGAAGAGGCAGAGACACAAGAGGGGAAGCUGUGGCUGUAA